Messenger RNA from Aspergillus glaucus CBS 516.65, 505 nucleotides. Its product is annotated as Con-6 family protein. Lineage: Eukaryota; Fungi; Ascomycota; Eurotiomycetes; Eurotiales; Aspergillaceae. The transcript is spliced from 3 exons. Gene Ontology annotation, cellular component: cytoplasm. The record is from RefSeq and is a predicted model, not a curated record. The coding region runs from base 67 to 387 and encodes 106 amino acids.
CUGAUCAUCACGGCUCCACUCCAAUUUAUCAGAUCAUUUCCAAUAAGUCCCCACUACUAAACGAAAAUGUCUUACUCUCGAGAGAACAACGAAGUCUCCGCUUCCGGAGAGGAUAUGGUCAACGCCAUGCGUGGCUAUAAAGCCACCCUGCACAACCCCCGUGUCUCCAACGAAGCCAAGCAGCACGCGCAAGACGUGCUUGACAAUGAGAUCCACGGGAACAAACCGCAGCAGGAUCUGUAUGAAGUUCGUCAGCGGAACAAGGAGCCUACUCGUGUAGCGAGUGGUUUGAAGGCUGCUCAACAGAAUCCCCGUGUGACGGACAGAGGUAAGAAGCAGGCUGGUGAUCAGUUGAAUCAAUUGGUGGAGCAGCAGCCGGAGGAGUAAUUGCUUAAGACUUGACACUUAAAGACUAUGGAUAGAGAAUGAAUGCACUUUUGUAUACAUUAACGUGUUAUCCUUUUGUACAUCUAUCAAUCUAAUUAUAGAAUCACUCUAUAGGAGG